Molecule: messenger RNA, 2412 nt
Organism: Jatropha curcas
Lineage: Eukaryota; Viridiplantae; Streptophyta; Magnoliopsida; Malpighiales; Euphorbiaceae
Source: RefSeq, a predicted model, not a curated record
UGAGUUGAAUCAGCUUUCUUCAAUAAACCAGAGAAAGAAUAAUGGGCGUGAAAUUAGUCUGUCCAAUUCUCACGUACAGUUUCUUAGUAUUAAUGCCAAUCUUCCAAUUAGCAAAAGCACAAUCAUCUUACACAAAACUCAGUUGCAAAGAUUUCAAAUGUGGAAAUAUAGACAUUAUAUACCCAUUUGGAUUGAACAAAGAUUGUUAUAUGGACCAAAGAUUUGAGAUUUGGUGCAACAGAUCUGCCAAUCCUCCAAAAGCUAUCAUAACAAACAUCGAUAUGGAGGUCAUUGAAAUGUUUCCGGACAAUGUUUAUGUCAAAGGUCCGGUGAAGUCAAUAAAUUGUCCAGGCUUGGAACCCCAAUUGGAACCGGAGGUGGAUAGUACUAUCGAUUUGACAGGGAGUCCUUUCUUUUUCUCCGACAACAAUGUUUUUACUGCAAUGGGUUGCAACACACGCGCUUUAAUGACGGAUCACACGCCUCAACUUGUGGGUUGCGACUCUCAUUGCCCCGGCGGCCAGAAAGAUAUUGAUUGGCGGAAAACGUUCUCUGAACUUGUUGUACAGGCUAGCUAUUGGCCUGAAGAAAAAGACAGAUGGCUGAUAGAAAAAAAUUGUAAUGGUUCUAACUAUUGCUGUCAGAUAUACCUUCCUCCUUUCCUUCAGGUUUUUAAUCCAAGUUUACAGGCUGAGAAUGGUAAUCAAAGCCAAGAUGGGUGUAGGUUGGCAUUUUUGACAGACGGAACAGCACAACCUUUUCCAAAAGUAAAAGAACCACUUUCGCACGUUCCCAUGACGCUUUCUUGGAUUAUCGAUUCCCGUGACUGGGAAUAUAACUCUACCACCAUGUAUUGUACUGAAUGGAAAGAUAAAUAUUCCAGUCCAAAAUAUGUUCAAUGUACUUGCAAAGUUGGCUAUGAGGGGAGUGCUUACCUUGGAUGUACAGAUGUUGAUGAAUGCAAAGAAUCUAGGCAGUGUUGGGGAAUGACAAAAUGUGAGAAUACACCUGGCUCAUACAAAUGUGUGGUGGAUCCCAAGUGGAUUAUCAUUUUGAUCAUAGGUGGUGUCAUUGGGGUACUAGCAAUAUUAUUUGUUAUUUGGUGGGUGUACAAGUGCUUGAAGAAGAGAAAGAAGAUUGAACUCCGAAAAAAAUUCUUUAAAAGAAAUGGUGGUUUGUUGUUACAAAAACAGUUAUCUUCAAGUGAUGGUAGCCUUCAAAGUACAAAAAUAUUUAGUUCAAAAGAGUUGGCAAAGGCUACUGACGGUUUCAAUGAGAAUAGAAUACUUGGUCAAGGUGGUCAAGGCACAGUCUUUAAGGGAAUGCUUGUAGAUGGAAGGAUUAUAGCAGUGAAGAAGUCAAAAUUAGUAGAUGAGAAAAAACUACAAGAAUUUGUUAAUGAAGUUUUUAUUCUCUCCCAAAUUAAUCACAGAAAUGUCGUUAAGCUGUUAGGAUGCUGUUUGGAAACUGAAGUUCCUUUGUUAGUCUAUGAGUUCAUACCAAAUGGAUCUCUUUACAAUUAUCUUCAUGACAAGAAUGAAGAUGUUCCAUUUACAUGGGAAAUGAGAUUGAAGAUUGCUAGCGAAGUUGCUGGAGCGCUUGCUUAUUUGCAUUCUGCAGCUUCUAUUCCCAUUUAUCACAGGGAUAUCAAAUCUAUGAAUAUACUUUUGGAUGAGAAAUACAGAGCAAAAAUAUCGGAUUUUGGAACUUCGAGAUCUAUUUCCAUUGAUCAAACUCAUUUGACGACUCGUGUUCAAGGUACUUUUGGUUACUUAGAUCCUGAGUAUUAUCGAACGAAUCAAUUUACAGAGAAGAGUGAUGUUUACAGCUUUGGAGUCGUUCUUGUCGAGCUUUUAAGUGGAAAAAAGCCGAUAUUUUGUCCGAGUUCACAAUCAGCUGAAAUGGUGAGUUUAGUCGUACAUUUCAAUCUCCUGAUUGAAGAGAACAGACUAUUUGACAUGGUUGAUGCCUGUAUAAUGGAGCAUUGUUAUGAAGAAGAAGAAAUUGCAGCAGUUGCCAAUCUUGCAAAAAGAUGCUUAAAUUUAGAUGGAAAGAAACGACCUACUAUGAAAGAAGUUGCUAUGGAUUUAGAAGGGAUUCGAUCAUCGCGAAGCGAUCAUGUCCAAGAAAAUAAUGAAGAGCUUGAAGAUGUCCCUAAUGAAGUAACAGCCAUAUGGGAUUCUGAUAUCUCAACCUCUGAGUUCAACGAUACAAAAGCUAUGUCUUUAGAAGUUGUGCCUUUCACUGAAUACAAAUCUUGGUGAUUAAAAAGAUCUCUGAAAGCACAAUUUUCCGACAAGUGGUCAACAAAUUAUGUGGGUUGUUAAUAUCAGUCUUAAUAUUAGAAACUCAACAACAUGUAUCAGAGUAUUACGCAGUGUUUAUGAUAUUACUUAUUAGUGAUGUUCUUCA